Molecule: messenger RNA, 883 nt
Organism: Oppiella nova
Lineage: Eukaryota; Metazoa; Arthropoda; Arachnida; Sarcoptiformes; Oppiidae
Source: the annotation of a GenBank genome assembly
CAAUAACACAUUCAAUGAUGAAGAAGAAGUGGACGACAAGAAUAAAGAGAAAUACAAAGAAAUUCAGGCCAACGAAGGAAUGGACAAAACGCUGACCGAUAAUGAACUGAUAGCUCAAUGUGUGUUGUUUUUUCUGGCCGGGUAUGAGACAUCCGCCACGACUAUGGCGUUAUGUCUCUAUAAUAUCGCCAAACAUCCAGAAGUGCAACAAAAACUAUAUCUCGAGUCCAAGAGAUACUACGAGGAAUUCAAAGGCGUUGAUUACGAUGUGUUGCAUUCAUUGAAAUACUUGGAUGCAGUCAUUCAAGAAACCCAACGACUAUUUCCUGCGGCUGUCUUUCUCGAGAGGGUUCCCAAUCAGGACUACGAGCUGAGAGGAACGGGCAUUACCAUCAAAAAGGACGAUAUCGUCCACAUUCCCACGUAUUCCAUCCACAGAGACCCGGAACACUUUGUCGACCCGGAAGUGUUUAGACCGGAAAGGUUUUUGGCGGACAAUAUAUCACACCAUCCCUACGCGUAUUUGCCGUUUGGCGCCGGCCCUCGAAAUUGCAUCGGAAUGAGAUUGGCUCAGAUGGAGAUCAAGUUGGCCCUCAUCAGUGUUGUCCACCAAUUUCGGUUCUACCCGUCAGAGAAACCAUUGGAGUAUUUCUUCACCGGAGGGCUCAUUGUCCCCAAAGCUGUGGACGUGAGGGUCGAGAGACGGGCUUAAUCUCAAUCAUACACUUCAUUGAACAUUAUACCCGUAUAUUAGUUGUCAGCAUAUAUUUAGUAAUUUAAACAAGCAACAAUUCUGUAAGUUAUUCUUUGAUAAAGUUGAGAAUACUGACAAAUAGAGUGCGCUUUCUACAGUGUAUAUCAUAGUAAAUCAACAUGUUCAUUA